Bombina bombina (fire-bellied toad) is the source of this 1400-nucleotide messenger RNA. Its product is annotated as alpha-enolase. Gene Ontology annotation, cellular component: phosphopyruvate hydratase complex. The record is from RefSeq and is a predicted model, not a curated record. Gene Ontology annotation, biological process: glycolytic process. Gene Ontology annotation, molecular function: magnesium ion binding; phosphopyruvate hydratase activity. NCBI's taxonomy places the organism in Eukaryota, Metazoa, Chordata, Amphibia, Anura, Bombinatoridae.
CAAGUGGGCGUGACCAUUAGGGUAUCGCUAUAUUAGACAUAUAACCCGGUCAUAGUCUCUUCAUUCUACCAAGCCGCAAGACAGUAGUGUCCGUUGUGAGGUCAUCAUGUCUAUCAUAAAGAUCCAUGCCAGAGAAAUCUUUGACUCCCGUGGGAACCCUACUGUAGAGGUUGAUCUAUAUACAAACAAAGGACUGUUUCGUGCUGCAGUUCCCAGUGGAGCCUCUACUGGUAUCUAUGAAGCUCUUGAACUCCGUGACAAUGACAAGACACGCUACUUGGGAAAGGGUGUUUCUAAAGCAGUUGAGCACAUCAAUAAUACAAUUGCACCUGCACUGGUUGGAAAGAAUGUAACCGUUGUGGAACAGGAGAAGAUUGACAAGCUCAUGCUUGAAAUGGAUGGGACAGAAAACAAGUCUCUGGAACUCCUAAAGACUGCUAUUAAUAAGGCUGGCUAUCUUGAUAAGAUUGUCAUAGGCAUGGAUGUGGCUGCCUCUGAAUUCUACCGUGAUGGAAAGUACGAUCUGGACUUCAAAUCCCCAGAUGACCCAAGUAGAUACAUUUCUUCUGACAAGCUUGCUGAUCUGUACCUUAGCUUUGUAAAGGAUUAUCCAGUUGUUUCUAUUGAAGAUCCCUUUGAUCAGGAUGACUGGGCAGGAUGGGCAAAGUUCACAGCCAGUACUAGUAUCCAGGUAGUAGGUGAUGACCUCACUGUGACCAAUCCAAAGCGCAUUGCAAAGGCAGUGGAACAGAAGGCCUGCAACUGUCUCCUUCUGAAAGUUAACCAGAUUGGCACUGUCACAGAAUCUCUGCAGGCGUGUAAGCUUGCUCAGUCAAAUGACUGGGGAGUGAUGGUUAGUCACCGCUCUGGCGAGACAGAAGACACCUUUAUUGCUGACUUGGUCGUGGGACUCUGCACUGGGCAAAUUAAGACUGGUGCACCAUGCAGGUCUGAGCGUCUUGCAAAAUACAAUCAGUUACUCAGGAUUGAGGAGGAGCUUGGCAGCAAAGCUCUGUUUGCUGGCAAGAACUUCAGGAAGCCAGUUUGCAAUUGAGGACCUCUCCAUUUAUGCACUUUUCAAAGCAUAUAGUCGCUGUAAACUUAGAAUGCAGGAAGUAGCUAAAAUUCCUUCACUGCUGAAAUUCACCCCCCAAUAAUUUCUCUAAGACAAAGCUGACCUGGAGCUUCCAUCCCAAUGUUCCUGUUUGGUUCCAGAAGCUGUGUUGCUUUUGAGGAUGAUUCCUCACUCUGUGCCUGCAUGCUUUUCUUAUGUUGUGGAUAUGGUUCUGAUGACUUUAGUCUAAUGUAAACGUCAAAUUAUUACGGUUUCAGGUAAUUAGCUAAUUCAUGUGCAAGCUCCAAAAUAAGAGAUUUGUGACAAUAAAGUCUUAAAUGCGGUU